AUGGUUCGUAGACGAAAACAAGGCGGGGGAAAUUUCAAGGGAAAAAAAUAUCAACGUAGCAAGAAACAAGAUGGCGGAAAUCUUUUUACAAAAUUGAAAAAGAGCUCAUUCUCGAAAAAACUUCUCGCCGCGGGAAAACAUUUGGCAUUGGGUGCAUUGGGAGGUGGGGAACAAACAAGAAACACUCCGCCCCCUAUGCCUGUUCGAAAAAAUUACCAACAAAAAGGUGCAGGAAUCAAAAAGAAACGCAAGGGUGGACAUGCUAAACUUAGAAAUACUAUACCGUCUGCAAAACAUGUAAUGUAUCAUCAAUAA
Messenger RNA from Paramuricea clavata, 315 nucleotides. The record is from the annotation of a GenBank genome assembly. NCBI's taxonomy places the organism in Eukaryota, Metazoa, Cnidaria, Anthozoa, Malacalcyonacea, Plexauridae.